CCGCCGCCCCGCGGCCCGCCGCCCCGGCCCGCGCGCGCCAUGGAGCCCGGCCGCGGCGGCACCGAGACCGUGGGCCGGUUCGAGUUCUCCCGCAAGGACCUGAUCGGGCACGGCGCCUUCGCCGUGGUCUUCAAGGGCCGCCACCGCGAGAAGCACGACCUGGAGGUCGCGGUCAAAUGCAUCAACAAGAAGAACCUGGCCAAGUCGCAGACCCUGCUGGGAAAGGAGAUCAAAAUCCUCAAGGAAUUAAAGCAUGAAAACAUCGUGGCCCUGUACGACUUCCAGGAAAUGGCCAAUUCUGUCUACCUGGUCAUGGAGUACUGCAACGGUGGGGACCUCGCUGAUUACCUGCACACCAUGCGCACGCUGAGUGAGGACACCAUCAGGCUCUUCCUGCAGCAGAUUGCCGGCGCCAUGCGGCUGCUGCACAGCAAGGGCAUCAUCCACCGGGACCUGAAGCCUCAGAACAUCCUGCUGUCCAACCCUGGGGGACGCCGCGCCAACCCCAACAACAUCCGUGUCAAGAUUGCCGACUUCGGGUUUGCCCGGUACCUCCAGAGCAACAUGAUGGCGGCCACCCUCUGCGGCUCUCCGAUGUACAUGGCCCCUGAAGUCAUCAUGUCCCAGCACUACGACGGGAAGGCGGACCUGUGGAGCAUUGGCACCAUUGUUUACCAGUGUCUGACUGGGAAGGCCCCUUUCCAGGCCAGCAGCCCACAGGACCUGCGCCUGUUCUACGAAAAGAACAAGACACUGACCCCUGCCAUCCCCCGGGAGACCUCCGCCCCGUUGCGGCAGCUGCUCCUGGCUCUGCUGCAGCGCAGCCACAGAGACCGCAUGGACUUUGACGAGUUCUUCCAGCACCCCUUCUUAGACGCCAGCACCUCCAUCCGGAAGUCCCCCCCUGUGCCCGUGCCCUCCUACCCCAGCUCGGGGUCCGGCAGCAGCUCCAGCAGCAGCUCCACAUCCCACCUGGCCUCCCCGCCGUCCCUGGGGGAAAUGGCACAGCUUCAGAAGACCCUGACAUCCCCAGCCGACGCCGCCGGCUUCCUACGGGGCUCCCGGGACUCUGGUGGCAGCAGCAAGGAUUCGUGUGACACGGAUGACUUUGUCAUGGUCCCAGCCCAGUUCCCAGGUGACCUGGUGGCUGAGGUAGCCAGCGCCAAGCCCCCACCGGACAGCCUGCUGUGCAGCGGGAGUUCACUGGUGGCCUCUGCUGGCCUAGAGAGCCGCGGCCGCACUCCAUCUCCCUCCCCGACCUGCAGCAGCUCCCCCAGCCCCUCAGGCCGGGCUGGGCCCUUCUGCAGCGGCAGGUGUGGCGGCUCGGUCCCCAUCCCAGUCCCCACUCAGGUGCACAACUACCAGCGCAUCGAGCAGAAUCUGCAGUCACCCACGCAGCUCCAGGCCCGGUCCUCUACCGUCCGCAGCUCCUUGAGCUUUGCCCGGGCCAGCCCAUCCCCCCCAUCUCAGGCUGAUGGAGCCAUCCAGGCCAGGAAGCUGUCUCUGGGCGGGGGCCGGCCCUACACACCGUCUCCCCAAGUGGGGACCAUUCCCGAGCGGCCUGGCUGGAGCCGGGAGCCUUCGCCACAAGCAGCUGAGACGCGAGCUUUCCGGGCCCCUGGAGCAGGUUCCUCUGUGCCGGAGCACUCCUCUCGCACGGCCGGCCUGGGCUGCCGUCUGCACAGUGCCCCUAACCUGUCUGACCUGCACGUCGUGCGCCCCAAGCUGUCCAAGCUGCCCGCGGACCCGCUGGGGGCCACGUUCAGCCCCCCGCAGAGCAGCGCCCCCCAGCCCUGCCCCGUGCUGCCAUCCUGCCAUCCCCUGCGCGGCUCCCCCAAGCUGCCUGACUUUCUGCAGCGGAGCCCCCUGCCCCCCAUCCUGGGCUCCCCCACCAAGGCCGGGCCCUCCUUCGACUUUCCCAAGGCCCCCAGCUCCCAGAACCUGCUGGCGCUGCUGGCGCGGCAGGGUGUAGUGGUGCCGCCCCCUCGGAACCGCACGCUGCCCGAUCUCUCAGAGGCAGGGCCCUUCCAGGGACAGCCGCUGGGCCCCGGCCUGAGGCCCGCUGAAGAAGCCCGGGGCCCCUUUGCCCGGUCCUUCAGCAGCAGCCGCCUCACCGACCUGCUCCUGAAGGCUGCCUUUGGCACCCAGGCUUCGAACUCGGGCAGCACAGACAGCCUGCAGGAGAAGCCCAUGGAGAUUGCACCCUCGGCUGGCUCCGGAGGGACCCUGCACCCAGGAGUCCGUGCUGGGGGGGCCAGCAGCCCGUCCCCGGUAGUGUUUACCGUGGGCUCUCCCCCCAGCGGGACCACGCCACCCCAAGGCCCCUCCCGCACCAGAAUGUUCUCAGGUCCCUCUGCCCGCCACCUGGUGCCUGGGCCCUGCAGCGAGGCCCCUGAUCUCCCCGCCCCGGGCCACUGCUACAGCUUUGCCGACAACCUGGAGGGGGGCGUGACCUUCGAGGCCCCCGACCUUCCUGAGGAGACCCUCAUGGAGCAAGAGCACACAGAGACUCUGCACAGCCUGCGCUUCACACUCGCGUUCGUCCAACAAGUGCUGGAGAUUGCAGCCUUGAAGGGCAGGGCCAGCGAGGCGGGUGGGGGCCCAGAGUACCAGCUUCAGGAGAGCAUGGUGGCCGACCAGAUCAGCCUGCUGAGCCGGGAGUGGGGCUUCGCAGAGCAACUCGUGCUGUACCUGAAGGCGGCUGAGCUGCUGUCCUCUGGCCUGCAGACAGCCAUCGGCCAGAUCCGGGCCGGCAAGCUCUGCCUGUCGUCCACGGUGAAGCAGGUGGUGCGCAGGCUGAAUGAGCUGUACAAGGCCAGCGUGGAGUCCUGCCAAGGCCUGAGCCUGCGGCUGCAGCGCUUCCUCCUGGACAAGCAGCGGCUGCUGGACGGCGUUCACAGCGUCACGGCCGAGAGGCUCAUCCUCAACCACGCUGUGCAGAUGGUGCAGUCUGCCGCCCUGGACGAGCUGUUCCAGCACCGCCAGGGCUGUGUGCCGCGCUACCACAAGGCGCUGCUGCUGCUGGAGGGGCUGCAGCACAUGCUCACGGACCAGGCUGACAUCGACAAUAUCGCCAAGUGCAAGUUGUGCAUCGAGCGGAGACUCUCAGCCCUCCUGACCGGCGUCUGUGCCUGAGCCUCUGCUGUCUGGCUGUGGUGUCCUUGGAGCUGGACUCUGCAGACAUGUAGGAUGUGUACUGGCCAGACUCUGCACCUCAGCACAGAUUUGACGGUGCUGAGCCUGCCACCUACCAGCUUCUGUGAUGACGCUAGGUGGAGCCAAGCACCUGAGGCCACCGGCCUGGCCCCGCCCCACCGCCUCAGCUGCCCUCUCUGCUGGCAGUGGCCUGCAGGAUGGACACCUGGAACGGGCCUUUGCCCCACCAGACAGGACUUCCUGAGCUUGUCCUUCCUGGCUGUCUUCUCCCCUGGCAGGUAGUCACGGUGCCAAGAGGUGGCGGGCAGGUGCACUGGACAGCCCCAAGGGUAGGCAAGGCCCUAAGACUGUGUUGCUGACUCCAAGCCAAAGCAAGCUUCUCCUCAUGGCUCACUUGCUCCCUUGCUCACCCAGGAAAAGGGGUGUAGCCUUUUGGCCUCCCCAUCUCUCUAGGAACCUCUCCCUCUGAAAUCACCCACCCAGCUUUGUAAGUCACCCAAGCACUUUAUAUAGACAGAGACUGGAGGACUUGGCCCCUUCCUGGCCUACAGCGUAGACCACUGGGAAACGGCUCCUGUUCCCAGUCCCCAGUCCCGCCAUCUGAGGUGUUGUAUGUACAUAUGCAGAUACCUGUAUACAAACAUUAAUAGCCUGGAGUGUGCCACUGCCUGUGUUUGGUCCUCAGAAGGAAAAUGGAACAGGCUUCCCUGGGGGUGGAGGGGAGGGAGGAGAGUACUGUUAUUUAAAUGUUAUUUUAAGGACAGUCAGAAACACCAGCUCACUAUACCGUGAACACCUGUCAUGAUCUUUUCACUUUAUGUAUAAAAUGUCUUAUUUUCCUGAAGCUCAUGUUUUCUUUCAAGAAGGAGACUUAGAUGUUUAAGAAAUUGCUUGGGAGGGGUGGGGCAAGGUGGGGCGCCUGGAGCCGAUCUGGCGCUGCCGGGUGUGCAGGAGUGCUGAGCUGCCGGAGGUCGGCUACCGCACGUGCCUCCGCUAGCUGUCUGCCCACUGUCCUGUCCAGCUCCCUCGCGAGGGCACAGUAACACAUAUGCAAAGCCUCCCUCGUCAGGUGUAACACCGCUUGGAUGGCAAGGCUCCCGCAUCCAUUGGAGACCGUGCUGAGGCCUGUCUUCUAGGCUCCAUGGUGGACAUGAGCCAGAUACUGCCUGGCCUCCCUGGUUCGACAGCAUGGCCUGGGCCCUGCUCCAACCUACUUGAAUGUAUCUCUGGGUGUCCACAGGCAGAUGUGGGUCUGCACUUCCAAGCAAGGGUUCCCUCAAAGGACAGACACACACAGACACAAGUGUUUCUCUUUGCAAUACUUGAAAUAUUGCCACUGUGCUUGGAUGAGUAAGAAAAUGCCCCCAAGACUAGUUUCCUUUAUCAUCAUCCCCGGCUCCCCUUGUUGCAUGGAAGUGUUACAUUUACUGCUCUGGCCAGCAAGUCCAGAACCACUGGAGUGACUGCGGGGAGGGGGCUCACUGCUCCCUGGUCCUGUGGUUUCCUGGUAGCUCUGUGUGUGUGUGUGUGUGUGUGUGUGUGUGUGUGUGUGUGUGUGUGUGUGGCACCCGAGGGACUCACUACCCCCCUGGUCCUGUGGUUUCCAGCUGUGUGUGUGUGUGCGUGUGCGUGUGCGCGUGUCUGGUUAUGGAUGCUGGGUGCAAAUCCUGUUCUCCACAAAGUAGCGUCCAGGCUCCCCCGUCCUCCCUAUCUAUAUUAAAAUGAGUUUUAUGUGAGUCCCCCCCUUUUAUGUCCCUCUGUGAAAUGUCAAUUUAAGGAAAUAAACUUGGAAUUGUU
Messenger RNA from Dipodomys spectabilis (banner-tailed kangaroo rat), 4953 nucleotides. RefSeq names its product unc-51 like autophagy activating kinase 1 (gene Ulk1). The transcript is spliced from 28 exons. The record is from RefSeq and is a predicted model, not a curated record. NCBI's taxonomy places the organism in Eukaryota, Metazoa, Chordata, Mammalia, Rodentia, Heteromyidae. Gene Ontology annotation, biological process: positive regulation of autophagy; protein autophosphorylation; autophagosome organization. Gene Ontology annotation, molecular function: ATP binding; protein serine/threonine kinase activity. Gene Ontology annotation, cellular component: autophagosome; cytoplasm. The coding region runs from base 40 to 3135 and encodes 1031 amino acids.